AUGUACAAUGUGUUGAAUCGAUUUUCAAGUUUUGAUUUGUUGGAUGAGUGGAUCUUAUUGAUUACAAAACAAUUUACUGGAAAUUCUCAAGAUAUUUCAUUUAGCAAUGAUCAAUUAAUGACCACUUUUCGAGCUAAUGUAAGUUUUUUGGAGCACUUUAUUUUCCAAACUCUGGAAUUUUUGCAGCCACGAACUCGUUUGAUGUUCUUCGCAAUAUUUUUCACAAUUCUAACAAUGUUGGGUGUAUUUUUCAUGCUUGCAUUUUCAAAAACAAUCACAAAUCGCAUCUCAAAUGCUAUAAAAUUCAAAAAAUAUUAUCUGGCUUAUACAAUUAUUCCAGUUUAUUGUUGUUUGAAUAUUUUAUCAUUGACUGUUUCUUUUGGAUUAGAUUCAACAAAAGCUUUGCAAUCAAUUGAAAAUUCACAAAAUUUUAAGAAGGUGGCAAUGAUUAGUAAGUGGGAUUAGAACUUGGAGACGAUUUAAGUAGUUAUUUUUCCAGGAAACUCUUAUUUUUCUAAACGAAGAUCUGAAGAAAUUGAUUGUUCAACACGAUUUCCACCAUUCAACACUGAGCAAUUUGACAAAAUCGAAUUUCACACUUUCAACAUUACAUCUCUCCACAUAAAUGAAGCAAUUCAAACGGCUGGCAAAAAAGUUCCCAAUAUCAAUUUGCUGUAUGCAAUGAGAAAUCUUGAGGUGAAAACGAGUCAAAAAUUGUCAGCAAAUAUUUAUAAACUAUUUGAAAAUCGAUAUUCGCACACUUUUGAAUUGCUGAAAAUACCUGGAACAAUUGUUGUGCAUAUUGCAAGAGGUGCCAUUUUUCUUGUCACAUUUUUCUCAGUUUCAACAACUUGUGUGAUUUCAUUGAUGGGAGUUUUGGGCAUCAGAAAUCGAUGUGAGUUGUGUGCAAAAAUGUUGCUCAAAAAAUUGAAAUCAUAUUUAUUUUUGCAGAUAAAAUCACAGAAAUAAUCGAACUAUUCUCACCAUUUCUUCUAUUAUUAAUUAUCAUCGAAUUCCUAUUUAUUUGGUAUAUUUUUACAACAAUUGUUGGAAGUAACACUGUAUAUUUGCAUUUAUCACAUCCAGAUCUUCACACAAAAAUAACAUUUGGCGCUCAAAAUGUGCGAUAUUUUUUCGAAACACUUAGCGCAACUACUCACUCUGCUAAAAAUAGGCACUUUUUGGACAAACCAUUUCGUUGGAGUUCGAUAAAUAUGAAUAUUUUGGAAGCUUCUGGAGGUGAAACAUUGAUAAAAGAAGUCAUGGAAAAAGUAAAAGGAGAUGGGGAUCAUUUGGUAUUUUAUAAUUAUUUCGAGAAAUGUUUAAAGACAACUUGCGAUUUGAAUAUGCAUUAUAUAUCCGAAAAAUAUGAAGAUUAUGUUGGAUCAUUGAAACCUUUAGUCAAAUGGUAUUUCAAAACAACAUCAAAAACUUAUUUGAGAUAUUUAUCGUUUUUUAGAAGAAAUACUUUUGUACCAAUUGUAAGUUUGGUUUGGAAAAUUUGUGAGUUUUGUCAAAAGUAUUCUACAUAGAAUAAUAAAAUUUAAUUUCAGUAUGCAUGCCAGUUUUGAUAUUCUUCAACAUGUUAUUUGUUCAUUUUUCAAUUCAAAUUAUUCGAAAACGGGAUGAACUUGAAACAGAAAAAGAAAAUUAA
This is a messenger RNA of Caenorhabditis angaria, 1654 nucleotides long. Lineage: Eukaryota; Metazoa; Nematoda; Chromadorea; Rhabditida; Rhabditidae. The record is from the annotation of a GenBank genome assembly.